This is a messenger RNA of Nicrophorus vespilloides, 2036 nucleotides long. RefSeq names its product general transcription factor IIF subunit 1 (gene TfIIFalpha). Bases 136 to 1695 code for a protein of 519 amino acids. Lineage: Eukaryota; Metazoa; Arthropoda; Insecta; Coleoptera; Silphidae. Gene Ontology annotation, molecular function: TFIIF-class transcription factor complex binding; DNA binding; RNA polymerase II general transcription initiation factor activity. The record is from RefSeq and is a predicted model, not a curated record. Gene Ontology annotation, cellular component: nucleus; transcription factor TFIIF complex. The transcript has 7 exons. Gene Ontology annotation, biological process: positive regulation of transcription elongation by RNA polymerase II; transcription initiation at RNA polymerase II promoter.
GCUGUCACCUGUAAACAUCUAUAAUUUGUUUGGUUAUAUUUAAGGUUAUUCAGUUUGUUUUUUUAAAGCAAGCUGAACGUGUCAGCUUAUAAGACACAUAGUUAAUUUUAACUUUUACUAAAUUAAUUUAAAAAGAUGGCUUCAGGCAGCUCGAGAACAAGUGUUAAGGAGUACACAAUAAAAGUUCCUAAACAUGUUCAGAAAAGGCAUCAUGUAAUGAGAUUCAAUGCGACACUAGAUGUAGACUUUGAAAAAUGGAAGCAGGUGAAGAUGGAACGUGAGAAUAACAUGAAGGAAUUCAAGGGUACGGAGGAGGAUCAGCCAAAAUUUGGUGCAGGAUCAGAGUUUGGCAGAGAAGCAAAAGAGGAGGCAAGACGUAAGAAGCUUGGUAUAAUCUCACGUAAAUACAAACCAGAUGAUCAGCCCUGGAUUCUCAAAUCAUAUGGUAGUACAGUAAAGAAGUUUAAAGGUAUUAGAGAAGGUGGAGUCUCAGAAAAUGCGGCCUACUAUGUUUUCACACAUGCAGCCAACCAAGUCAUUGAAGCAUUUCCACUGCAUGAAUGGUAUAAGUUUCAACCAAUCCAAAGAUACAAGGCACUUUCUGCUGAAGAAGCAGAACAGGAAUUCAGUAAGAGAAACAAGCAUCUUAACUUUUUCUCACUUAUGUUGAGGAAACGUCUAAAGGGUGAUGACGAUGCAGAGGUCGAUGGUGAAGUGGAGGAAGGAAAAAGCAAGAAGGGUGGAAAAUCUAAAGAGUUAAAGAUCUCUGAAAUGGAUGAAUGGAUGGACAGUUCUGAUGGUGAUUCAGAUGAAGAAGCUCCGGAGAAGGAGGAAGAUGAUGAAGAGAAACCAGAUAAGAAGAAAAUAAAGAAAAAUGAUGCUAAGAAGAAGAAGAACAAGAAAAGGGAUACGGAUGUCGAAGCGUUUGAGGAUUCUGACGAUGGUGAUGGCGAAGGAAGAGAAUUGGAUUAUAUAACGGACAGCAGUGACAGCGAGCCGGAAAAUACGAAACUCGAGGGUGUGGCAGAAGAGAAGGCGCUGAGAAAGUUGUUGAAUUCUGAUGAGGAGUCCGAAAACGAUUCCGAUAAGUCAGACAAAGAAAUGGAGAAGGAAGACGAGGAGAACAAGGAUAAGGACGAGGAGAAGGAGGGCGAAGCGGAGAAGGACAAGAAGAAUAAGAACAACAAGAAGAAGAAGACAAAGAAAGAUCCCAAGAAGGAUGCGAAGGAGAAGAAGGGAACGACUGAUAGUGAUUUUAGUUCGGACAGCAGCACCGAUGAGGACGUCAAGAAGAAGAAGGUGCAGCAGAAGAAGAACAAAAAGGAGAAGGGCGACGAUAAGGCUAAACCCGAGCAAGCCGAGCCCAGCAGUACUAAUAGUUCCAGGUCUGGAACUCCCACAAUCGAUGGCAAGAGGAAGAUGCCCGAUUUGGGUGGGCCGAUCAAGAAGCCGAAACUGGAGGCGCCCAUCAAUUACAUACCGGGAUCUUUGGAAUCGGGCAUCACCGAGGACGCCGUCAGGAAAUACCUGAUGAGGAAACCUAUGACCACAACAGAACUACUGCAGAAGUUCAAAUCAAAGAAGACUGGUCUUUCGAGCGAGCAACUGGUCAACAUAAUGACGCAGAUACUGAAGAAAAUCAAUCCCGUCAAGCAAACUCUCAAGGGAAAGAUGUACCUGUCUAUCAAAUCUUAAAUAUAUACUGUAUCCAUUAUUAUUUUUAUCGCAUAUAUAUUAUUUUUUUUUGUAAAAUAUAGUGAGAUCAAAUAUAUUCAGAUAUAUAUUUAAUUACGUUUUUACAUACGUCUUUAUUUAAUCUUCUUGCCUUUCUCAAUUAAUUUGAGUGUACUUUAAGCUUUAUGAGUUGAGGCAACUCUCGUGGAAGUAAUGCGUUUCUUAUUGCAGGUCCGUUAAUUAGUGAAAUCCCUUUUCGAGACAUAAUUUGUUGCGGAUUAUUUUAUUAUAAUUAUAAAAUAUUCCCAUCAACCGCAAAGUAAUUCAAAGCUUUACAUUUAAAUUUCUUUUAAUAAUAUAUU